UCUUCACCAUUCAAAUCAACCCUCACAGCAACACAACUCUCUUCCUCUCUCUCCCUCCCUCUCUGAAAUCUGCAGAGUUCAGAGAAGCUGAUACGAAGACGCAGAUUUUCACACAUUGAAAGAAAACACCAGACAUGCCGAGAAAAGGAAUGAGGACCAUCUUCUUCAAGCCAUCUCCCUCCGACUCUGCCGUGAGACCCGCUACAUCGAUGCGCGGCGGCGACCCUUUCGCCGACACGUUAAUGGCGGAGCGAAUUGCGAGCGCGGAGUCCUUGAUUGAAAAGUGGGCGGUCGACUCCGAGCCCUCACCAUCCUCGUCCACCUCCAGAUACGCCGGUGCAGCUUAUCUCUUCCGUGAGGGCCGCCACGAAGCCGAGCUCUACCUCAGCAGUGUCAAGGACCUGCAUUCCGCGAUGCUCCACUGCAUCGGUGAAGACUCGAACUCGGGCGUGAUCACGCGGGCUCAUGAACUGCUGCAGAUUGCAGUGAGACGGCUCUCCAAAGAAUUCCACCAGAUCCUGUCGUCGCAUCUCCCAUAUCCUGACCACGCCGAAUCGGUCUCAAGCCGGUCUUCGCAAACCUCUAACCUUUCUAGCGUCUCGGAUUUUGAAUCUGAGUCGGAGGACGAGUUACCUACGAAGCAGUCCGCUGCUGAGCCAGUAAUGCAGGAAGAGGAGAGAGUUCCUAAUGCAGUGGUUUCCGAUCUAAAGGCCAUUGCGGACUGCAUGAUCGAUUGUGGGUAUGGAAAAGAGUGCAUCGAAGUCUACAAAAUCGUGCGAAAAUCAGUCGUUGACGAGGAACUGUAUCAUCUAGGGUUUGAGAGGCCAAUUGACCCAUGGAAAAUGCAGAAGAUGGAUUGGGAGGUUUUGAAAGUGAAGGUCACGAGCUGGCUGAGCGCUGCGAAGCCAGCGGUCCAGACGCUCUUCUAUGGUGAGAAAAUACUCUGCGACCAGGUGUUCAUUGCUGCUUCCGCCUCGUUCAGGGAGUCCGUCUUCUCCCACGUUGCCCAUGAUGCCGCGCUUGCGCUGUUUGGGUUUGCAGAGGGGGCCGCGAAGGCUAUCAAGAGGUCUCCUGAGAGAAUAUUCCACCUGCUCGACCUCUACCAGGCCGUCGCAAACCUCUGGCCAGACAUCAAUUCCAUCUUCUCCUCCACUGUGACGUCCGCCGUCCGAUCGCAUGCAAUCAAUUCACUGAUCAAGCUUGGUGAGGCGGUCCGCGUGACGCUCGGCAACUUUGAGUCGGCCAUGCAGAAAGACUCCUCCAAGCAGUCAGCAGUCCCCAGUGGUGGCAUCCACCCGCUGACGCGCUACGUCAUGAGCUACCUUGCCUUGCUCGCCGACUAUGGUGGUGUCCUCACAGACAUACUCGCCGACUGGCCCGUCGGUGGCAGCCCCAAGCACCGGGGGUUCCCAGGCUCCUACUUUGCCGGCUGCGACUCCGCCGCCUCCGUCACUGCCGGAGACAGCAAUGCGUCAGCGAUAUUCGCGUGGCUCGUUCUCGUCCUGCUGUGUAAGCUCGACGUGAAGGCCGAGAGGUACAAGGACGUGGCACUCUCUUACCUCUUCCUCGCCAACAACCUCCAGUACGUUGUCGACAAGGUGGCUCGGUCCAACUUGAGGCACCUCCUCGGCGAGCACUGGGUGGAGAAGCACGAGUCGAAGGUGAAGCUCUAUGCGAGCAACUACGAGCGGAUGGGAUGGAGCAAGGUCUUCUCAUUAUUGGCCGAUCUCACCGUCAAGAUAUCUUCCGGCCAGGCGAAGGAAUCGCUGAGGAAGUUCAACGCGGCGCUGGAGGAGGUUCAGGCCAAGCAGGCGGGAUGGACCAUGCCCGACCAGAAGCUGAGGGACGAGAUCGCGUCUUCGCUGGCGGAGAAGCUCGUGCCCGCUUAUCGGCGACUCUACGACAGCUGUCCGAGGGGAGAUUCGGUGGUCAAAUUCGCCCCUGAUGAUUUGGAUAAUUACUUGGCCGGCAUGUUGCGUGCGGCCGGUGCCGGUGGUGGCUCUGCGAGCGUGUGGACCGCGGCGUCUAGGUCGUCCAGUCACUGGCCGUCCCCGGUUGGGCAGGGCAAAGGGGGGUCGUUGAGAAAAGCAAGAGCCGGCCGUGUGUAAUUUUUGCUAGAACAAUAUAUAAAAUAAAAUAAAAAGACCACAAUUUUUCUGUGGAGAAUAUAAAUAAUUCGCAACAUUAUUUGA
Messenger RNA from Syzygium oleosum, 2192 nucleotides. Its product is annotated as exocyst complex component EXO70H1-like. Gene Ontology annotation, molecular function: phosphatidylinositol-4,5-bisphosphate binding. The coding region runs from base 135 to 2108 and encodes 657 amino acids. NCBI's taxonomy places the organism in Eukaryota, Viridiplantae, Streptophyta, Magnoliopsida, Myrtales, Myrtaceae. The transcript has a single exon. The record is from RefSeq and is a predicted model, not a curated record. Gene Ontology annotation, biological process: exocytosis. Gene Ontology annotation, cellular component: exocyst.